AUGAAAAUACCACAGAGAAGCAUAGAAAUUUUCUUAUUUGUCGUUCUUAAUUUCAAUCUCACACCAAUUUCCUCCCAACAAAUCCCAACAACGGAAGAAACUGACGCUUUUUUCAUCGGACCAUGUGCGUGGGUGUUGAGUAAUAGAAAAUGUCCAGAUGCUGAUGUCAAAUUUUAUUUAUAUACAAGAUCUAAUGCUGACGAUAGACAAUUGAUUCAUGUUGAAGACUGCUGGGACAAUUCCAAUAUUUCGACGUCAUUUUAUAAUCCACGUUAUCCUGUUAAGGUCAUUAUUCAUGGUUACAACUCCGACAUGAUGUUGGCUCCAUUAAUAGAUGCAAAGAAUGAAUAUUUACAGCGAGGUGAUUACAACUUGUUCUUUGUUGAUUGGUCUACUCUUGCUCCGGGGCCUUGCUAUCCAUCAGCAGUUCACAAUACACGUCAUGUCGGUGUUUGUGUUGCACAAUUAAUCUCACGUAUUAGAGAGACUGGAAAUGAAGACAUUCAUCUUGUUGGAUUUUCACUCGGUGCACACGUCUGCAAUUAUGCGUCGACGACACUAAGAAAUGACAAUUAUACAAUACCAAGAAUCACCGGAUUAGAUCCCGCAAUGCCAUUAUUUGUUACGUCUGAUCUUGACAGUAAACUUGACGCAUCUGAUGCUGAUUUUGUGGAUGUCCUUCACACAAAUGCUCUAGUUCAAGGUCAAAUAGAGCGUUGCGGUCAUGUUGAUUUCUACCUUAACGGAGGUGUUCUUCAGCCUGGAUGCUCAGGUUACGGAACAAAUCCAUUUCAAUGUAGCCAUCAUAGAGCACCGGAUUAUUUUGCUGAAUCGAUACAAUCAGUUGUGGGUUUCUGGGGAUGGAAAUGCCAAAGUUAUUUUUAUUAUCUCCUUGGCAUGUGCACACCAAAGAGUGAAUCACAGACACAAGCCGGUGAAGAUUGCCGUUCAUCGUCAAGAGGAUUAUAUUUCAUAAAUACCAAUGCAGCAUCACCAUUUGCCGUAGGCAGACUUACAGAAUCUGAGAACAGUUUCAAAGCUCAUCAGCAACAGCGACAGAAUCCACAGCAAAUUACUGUGAAUCCAAUUUUACAUGCUGAUCCGUUUCAAAGAGAAAUUGAUAUUUUUGGUAAAUUAGAAGGGAAUUUUAAUAAUCUUCUAUAUUCGCAAGACGACGAGGAUUCUAAUGACGUUUACUUUACCAAUCAUGGAUCUAAUCUUAUGACACACAACUUCAUCAAUAGACUUCGACACAAAAAUGUUGAUGACAGUGAAAUUUUAUCAACAUUUAAUGACAGAAUAAAUAGAAAGAUUAAAAAGCAAUCAAAACCACGACCUAACUCAAGGUAUGCAACAUCGUCACGCAAUGAUGACAGUCAUAAUGAAAUUCCUCAUAGCACAUAAGCGGCACAGAAGAAAGACAGAGAGACAUAAAAUUUUUUGAAUGAAUGCUUAACAAAGCAUCAUUAUUAAUAGCAUGUAAAGUUUAAUGACAGCCAGUUGAAUGAACAUUUUAAAACUAUGAGCUCUUUAGCUGUAACUGAAAAUUGCAUGCUAUAAAUCAUUGCUAUGUUAAAUGGAGAUAUAUAUUUAAUAAUCGUCACUUGUGCUACAAACUUUAUGUGUG
Chironomus riparius is the source of this 1627-nucleotide messenger RNA. The record is from the annotation of a GenBank genome assembly. NCBI's taxonomy places the organism in Eukaryota, Metazoa, Arthropoda, Insecta, Diptera, Chironomidae.